This is a messenger RNA of Tribolium madens (black flour beetle), 824 nucleotides long. RefSeq names its product mitochondrial import inner membrane translocase subunit Tim29. The coding region runs from base 192 to 776 and encodes 194 amino acids. NCBI's taxonomy places the organism in Eukaryota, Metazoa, Arthropoda, Insecta, Coleoptera, Tenebrionidae. The transcript has a single exon. The record is from RefSeq and is a predicted model, not a curated record. Gene Ontology annotation, biological process: protein insertion into mitochondrial inner membrane. Gene Ontology annotation, cellular component: TIM22 mitochondrial import inner membrane insertion complex.
CAGGACGCUUUAGUGUCAUUCAAUCAAGAGUGAGAAAAAUCAAACUAAUUUUCUUGAAUUUGUACACGAAACGAAGAAACUGAAGUGAAAUGUGCUACCUACAUAAUUAAUUACUAACUAAUGUACAAGUUCAAUACUAAAAACUUUCACGAAAAAGACGUUUGCUCAAUGACAUAACCUCAAAUUACAUCAUGAUGCGGUUAUCAAGCUUUAACGUUUUUGCUCUCGGAGCAAAAACCGCCGAAAAGUAUAAAAACGCAAGCGAAAGGAUCAAUAAAAAGAUCAGUGGAACUUUUAUUGAAAAAGCAGCGAUUUACAUGAAAACUAUAUGGAAUGACUAUAAAGAAGUGGCUGUCUCUGUUAGAAGUGAUAUUAAGGAGAAACCUUUAAAAGCUGCGGGUUUUUUCACCGGCAUGGGGUUCACAAUGUAUUGUUUAACCCACAAUCCAAAUGAGCAAAGUUUUAGAGCAAAAUUUAUACAAUGUUCAAACGACGUUUCUUUAGUCAGUUCAAAUCUUGUUAACGGGGCUGCUGUGGAACAUAUGAAGAUGAUCCAGACUUGUUACAACAGAGAUUUAAUAAGGUAUACAAACUUGGGGCUAUUUUCCAUCAUUUGGGUGGAUAAAUACAGCGACCAGUGUAAUAUGUAUGAAACAAACUGUUCUUACUUGAAACUGCCAUAUAGGAAAUUCGCUAGUCAAGUCAUAGAUGUAGGUUUCUUAAAUAUUUGGUGGGUUAUCUCACGCAAAAUGUUAGAUUAUGACAUAAAUUAUUAAUGAAUGAAAUGAAAUAAAUAAACUUUACCUUGGCACUGUUGUCUUCUA